AUGAACAAGUCCCAGUCCCCUCUGAAUGUAUCAGGACUGACAAAUAUCACAGCACUUAAGCAGGUAUUGGUAUCACUGGAGAAUGAGCUGGCAGACUAUGAACAGAAGACUGGCAGACAGCCUGCAGCAGAGAGAUUGUACACUGACACAUUCUCUGGGUACACAGUGGCCAUUGUAGAUGCAGUGACUAGACUGGUUAGAUAUCUUAAACAGACUGAAAUUCAACUAGCGGCAGAGAUGACAGUUAGAGAGCAGCUGUCACAAGAAGUGCAGCAUUUAAACCAGCUAGUUGAUGCAGUAACUUCAGACAUCAUCAGUACACAAGAGGAGAAUGUCAAAAUAAGAGAAGAAUUCGCCAAGUACAAGCAAAACACAGAUGAGCAGUUUACCUACCUUAAGAACAUGUAUUCAGAGAUGAACAAAAGACCCAUGAAUUUAUCAACUCCAUCAACUAUAAACAGUGGAAGGAGGAGGUCGGAAAAUAGACAGGAUUCCCCUUCAGUUGAUGAGCUAGCCAAUCAGAUGACAGAGGUUUUGAGCUCAGGUCCACAUCAGAAGAGACCCGCUCCUCCAGUGAUAUCUACAGCAGCAACCUCAGCAAGAGUGGAUUCUUAUGGAUAUAACAGUGCUAUGCCAGGGACUGGUAAUCUUCCCACCUGGUCCUCUGACAGCACCACAGCCCAUGUCAUUGUCCCGAGACCAGCGCCCCUAGUGACACUGGACCAGACUCAUGGACAUCAGCCACAACAGCAGCCUUUGCAGACAGUACAGUCAACAGUGCGUGGACCCAAUCCUUCACUUUCCCAGCAAAAUAUUUCAAUGCCAGAGUAUGCCUCACUUCCAGUCUCACAGCCUCAACAGUCCACACAGCAGUGGCAACCUCUGAAGGAAGUCACCAACACUCAGCACCUGCAGGCUGCAGUGACUGAGGAGUCCAGGGAAAAGCUAUUUAAGUCACAAAUUUUACAGAUAGCACAACAGGUUGCAGUACUGAAUGAACAGCACAGUCAAGCACAGGACAGACUCCAGCAGCUACAGAGGGGUCUUUCACCAACUGGCCAGCUACAAGAGAAUGGUCAAACAUUAGACAAGGCAACAGCUCAGGGACAACAGUCCAAUCUCCAGACAAUGAAACCAAAUGCUGGUCAUGGUGACAAAAUGGAGAAAGAAAAUCCAUCUUUGCAGAUACAGGAGUUAAAUAAACAGCUUAAAGAAGCACAACAGAAAAUGGCAGUUAUAUUGCAACAGCAGACAAGAGCAGCCGUAUCUCCUCCCAUAUCCCCUAUACCAACAGAGAGUGCUAGAAACACACUGCAAACACCUACCUACUCUGUGCAGCCUCAGCAGACAUUACAACCUGGUCAUAAAGGAAUAACUGUAGCAUUACCAAGGAUAGAAGAGCUGGAGAUAUCUGCCACAAGUACGCCUUCUCCAAAGUCAGUUGAAAGCAGACGCAGCGG
This is a messenger RNA of Lingula anatina, 1460 nucleotides long. Its product is annotated as spindle and centriole-associated protein 1. Gene Ontology annotation, cellular component: centriole; spindle; centrosome. Lineage: Eukaryota; Metazoa; Brachiopoda; Lingulata; Lingulida; Lingulidae. The record is from RefSeq and is a predicted model, not a curated record. Gene Ontology annotation, biological process: mitotic spindle assembly; regulation of centriole replication; metaphase chromosome alignment.